AUGGGCUACCAGCAGCCAAGGAACUGCAGCCACAAACUGCCCGGCAUGCUGCACCUGAAGAACUGCCUCAAUGUGGUCCACCCACCUGAUGAUGUUCACUUCCCCCUGACGGAGCGAGAGAAACGCUCGCACGAGAAGAACACCGCAAAGGAACCCAACCGGACAGAAGCGUUUUCAAGCACACGACCGAUUGUUCUCGAAACAAUACCCGCUGCCAUCGCGGUGCCCGUCAGCGGAGAGCCGGGCGGGGAGAGCAGCGCGGGCAGCACGCCGGCUGACGGCGCGGGCCAUUUCCUGCGGGGCAGCGCCGCGAUUUACAUGAGUCCCUCCCGCCCGGCUGGGAGGCACCGGGACAUGCCCAUUGCGGUACUUUCCGGCUUCCUGCAGAAAAGCCAGCGUGCGGCGGGCGGGCCGCUCAUUAUGACUCGGCGAUUCAUGUUUCGGGGCAGGACCCGGCGGUCGCGGCGCGGGGCCGAGCGCACGUGCGGGCCGUGCCGUGCAGGCGGCGCGCGGGCGCGGGGCCCCCCCAAGGUCGUGGACACGGGAGGGGGCUUCUUCCUGGAGGAGGAGGAGGAGGAGGAGGAGCAGCGCGGCGGCGCCGAGAGGAUCGUGCAUCCCCCCGCGCCCGUGCUAGAGUUUGACUAUCUGAUCUGUGGAGACUGUGGCAAAGAAUUCAUGGACUCGUACCUAAUGCAGCACUUUGAUUGGGCCACGUGCGAUAAUUGCAGGGAUGCUGAAGAUAAACACAAGCUCAUCACAAGGACGGAAGCAAAAGAAGAAUAUCUCCUUAAAGACUGUGACUUGGACCAGAGGGAGCCGGUGCUUAGAUUCAUUGUGAAGAAGAACCCUCAUAAUCCACGGUGGGGUGACAUGAAACUUUACCUAAAAGUGCAGGUCAUCAAGCGUGCUCUGGAGGUCUGGGGCGAUGAGGAAUCCUUGCAGGAAGCAAAGGAGCUCCGCCGUGACAGCAGAGAGAAGAUGAAACAGAAGAAGUUUGAUAAGAAAGUUAAAGAACUUCGCCGCGCGGUGAGGAGCAGUCUGUGGAAGAAGGCAGCCAGCAUCCAUGAGCACGAAUACGGACCAGAAGAAAACGUCGAUGAAGAGACGUACAAGAAGACGUGCACUGUAUGUGGCCAUGAAUUAACUUACGAGAAGAUGUAGCGUUAAUCUGUUUAAUUCCACUAUUAUCAUUAUUGUCAUUUUUAAUCGUAUUCUUUAUUAAAGAAAAGGCAGUUGUGAACAA
Messenger RNA from Numida meleagris (helmeted guineafowl), 1243 nucleotides. It is a transcript of the gene XPA, whose product is annotated as XPA, DNA damage recognition and repair factor. Gene Ontology annotation, biological process: nucleotide-excision repair involved in interstrand cross-link repair; UV-damage excision repair; nucleotide-excision repair, DNA damage recognition. Bases 1 to 1161 code for a protein of 386 amino acids. The transcript is spliced from 9 exons. Gene Ontology annotation, molecular function: damaged DNA binding. The record is from RefSeq and is a predicted model, not a curated record. Gene Ontology annotation, cellular component: nucleotide-excision repair factor 1 complex. Lineage: Eukaryota; Metazoa; Chordata; Aves; Galliformes; Numididae.